Messenger RNA from Nothoprocta perdicaria, 3852 nucleotides. It is a transcript of the gene FOXK1, whose product is annotated as forkhead box K1. The record is from RefSeq and is a predicted model, not a curated record. Lineage: Eukaryota; Metazoa; Chordata; Aves; Tinamiformes; Tinamidae. The annotation marks the transcript as partial. Gene Ontology annotation, molecular function: DNA-binding transcription factor activity, RNA polymerase II-specific; RNA polymerase II cis-regulatory region sequence-specific DNA binding; protein binding. Gene Ontology annotation, biological process: regulation of transcription by RNA polymerase II. The transcript has 9 exons.
CUGGCGCGGCUGCAGGGCCGCGAGUUCGAGUUCCUCAUGCGGCAGCCCGCCGUCACCAUAGGCCGCAACUCGUCGCAGGGCUCCGUGGACGUCAACAUGGGCCACUCGAGCUUCAUCUCGCGGCGGCACCUGCAGCUCAGCUUCCAGGAGCCGCACUUCUACCUGCGCUGCCUCGGCAAGAACGGCGUGUUCGUGGACGGCGCCUUCCAGCGGCGCGGCGGCCCGGCCCUGCAGCUCCCGCCGCAGUGCACUUUUCGAUUCCCUAGCACGGUUAUAAAAAUCCAGUUCACAUCUUUAUACCAUAAAGAAGAAGUAAAAGAGGAAGCUUCAUCGCCUCCCCUUCGGCCGCUUUACCCUCAGAUAUCGCCUCUGAAGAUCCACAUUCCGGAGCCGGAUCUCCGGAGCGUCGUCAGUCCCCUCCCGUCCCCCACUGGCACUAUCAGUGUUCCCAACUCUUGCCCGGCCAGUCCACGUGGUGCUGGAUCCUCAGGAUAUCGUUUUGUUCACAACAUUACCUCGGAUCUGCAGCUGGCAGCAGAAUACGCCGCAAAAGCAGCAUCGGAACAGCAGGCAGAUGCAUCUGGCGGGGACAGCCCAAAGGAUGAGUCCAAACCACCGUACUCUUACGCUCAGCUAAUUGUGCAGGCUAUAUCUUCAGCACAGGACAGACAGUUAACACUAAGUGGGAUCUAUGCCCACAUUACCAAGCAUUAUCCGUAUUACAGGACUGCUGACAAAGGCUGGCAGAAUUCCAUUCGACACAACCUCUCCUUGAACCGCUACUUCAUUAAAGUCCCACGCUCUCAGGAGGAGCCGGGAAAAGGCUCCUUCUGGCGAAUUGACCCUGCCUCUGAAGCCAAACUGGUAGAGCAGGCGUUCAGAAAACGAAGGCAAAGAGGAGUGUCCUGCUUCCGAACACCUUUUGGGCCUCUCUCCUCCAGGAGCGCUCCAGCCUCCCCUACUCACCCUGGCCUGCUGUCCCCUCACUCUAGUGGCCUCCAGACUCCAGAGUGCCUGUCGCGGGAGGGCUCGCCCAUUCCACACGAUCACGACUUUGGGUCAAAGUUAGCUUCGGUUCCAGAGUAUCGGUAUUCACAGAGUGCACCUGGAUCUCCAGUCAGUGCCCAGCCAGUGAUUAUGGCCGUUCCCCCCCGGCCGUCAGCUCUGGUGGCAAAGCCUGUCGCCUACAUGCCAGCAUCGAUAGUGACUUCUCAACAGCCUUCGUGUCACGCAAUUCACGUAGUUCAACAAGCUCCCACUGUUACAAUGGUCCGGGUUGUGACCUCCUCGGCAAACUCUGCCAACGGAUACAUCCUCACGAAUCAGGGCACAGCAGGAGGAGCCCAUGAAGCUGCGGGAGCAGUGUUGGACUUAGCUGGUGACCCCCGAGGCAUGGAUGAAAAACCAACGAUUGCGUUUGCCACGAUACCCACGGCCAGCCGCGUGAUUCAGACGGUCGCCAGCCAAAUGGCACAGGCCAUUCCAGGACAGACGGUCACCAUCCUUCAGCAGGCAGCUCCAGUGACCAUCGGGCAGCAUCAGCUGCCCGUGCGAGCGGUCACCCAGAACGGGAAACACGCCGUGCCCACCAACAGCAUCGCCGGCAGUACUUACGCUCUCACAAACCCACUGCAGCUUCUUGCAGCACAGGCCAGCUCGUCCACUCCUGUUGUAGUCGGCCGGGUGUGCGAGACGGGGACCGAAGAGCCAGCAGCAGCCUCGGCCAGUGAACCCGAAGUCAAAAGAGCGCGGAUAGAAGAGCCCAGCGGAGCAGUCCCUGCCCAAACUGGUGUCAUCACAUCUGCAAUGCCACAAGGACAGGCAACCACUGAAUGAAGAACCGGUGGGAAGAGCUGGCAUGGUGCGGGGUGGGCAUGGGAUGGCAGCAGCCCCUAAAGCAGCUUUCAGAGAAAACAAGGCACAGCUGUAACAGCUCGAAACAUAGAGAAUAAAACGCUCUUUUUAAAGCCAGAUUUUUUUAAAAUGGGAGGUCAACAGCUGUUAUAAUCACAAGGUGCCAAAAAGAAUGAAAAACUCCUCCCAAGAACCCAUAUCUGGAACUCUGUUCUGUCUUUACCUAUGGGAUAUUUUUCCUCUUUUUUUUUAAGAUUCAAAAAAAUAUACAGACAACUGAUUGUAAGACUGCUGGAUGUUUUUUUAAACUGUCUUUUCCCCUUUGGGCUCCAAGGGGAUGGGAUUUGCAGUUCAGCAUCUAAAGGAAUGUAACACAGAUACAGUCUGCUCCCUGGAAGGAAAACUCCUGAUUUUUUUAUGCCUUAAUACUCAGCUUCUCAGAGCUUUGAAAUGUAGGACCAUUUAAAAGGGCCACCUAAGGCAAUCAAAUGCUGAAAGAUGGGUGCAGUAUCUCACAACAGCAGCAUUAAAGAAACAUGGUACCAAGCAUAAAGAAAAAGGCAGAAUGGUGUUUUUUUUUUUUUAAUAGAAAAAUUCUGAAUAUGAAUGAAUGUUUAUUUAUGUGGGGAUUCAGGAGGAAGAGUUGCACAGCUCGACCCCCUGGAUUUCCGAAUGCAAUUUCUCUCCGUUCCCUCUGAGGGAGAAAAAGGUAACAGAGGAACUGUAUUAAUUUGGUUCCUAAAAAGAAAUUAAAAACAAAGGGUUUUGUACCUUCAGUGUUUUCUUACAGUUAUUCAUCGUUUGUUCUGGACUUCAGCCAAAGUAUCCCGAUGACUGAGGGGCACGUGGGGCCGGGCGUCUCUGAAAUGUUCUGGGUCUAUCCUGUUUUCUUUGAGCACACUCAGUACCAGAGCACGAGCUAGGAUUUGCUCAGAGUAGCACUGGAGAAUGAGGACGUUGUCUCUGUGAACCUAAGAAAAUACCAGUUGGUCCUGUGCACUCAAGGAUUCUGCUUUCAUCUCUGCUAGAGACAUGGUCCCCUGGCUUGAAAACUCUGUGGGCUGUGGUUGUCCCUGUCCCUCUGCCCUGGGGUGGCAGCUGGGCUCUGCUGCACUGCGAGGAGGGAGGGGAAGUGCUGGGCUGCGAGACAGCAGAGCACACGGGUGGUAUUUAAUACAAAUUCUGUAGGGGCAGAAACCGAGCACAGAGACCUUUGGUUUUCUGUGAGGGCAAAGUCAUUUUCUUCAGCUGUAUUCCAGGCCCUGUGUGUAGGACAUCUCAGAAGUCAGGCAGACCUGAGUCACUUGAAGCACGUGGCCAAGCAGGUGUGUGUCACAUGCCGUGUGACUGGCAGAGAAACCAGCCUCUCCUUAGCCUCCAGGUAACCCCUUUGGUUUGACACAUUUGAUCCCUUUGGCUAACUCCUGUUCUGGCUGCACAGCAGGUAUCCUUUAGCCUGGAGAACUUCAUGGUUUUGGUGAUGCCUCCUCCAUCUUUACUGACUUACGGUGGAGUUAUGGGUCUCUUGUCCCCUCUGGCAGUGCUGCUCCCGAGCAGAGAGAGCAGCAGAGAGCUCUGGUGAACCACUGGUUUGAGGUGGAUGCUGCUGUAGAUCCAGACGUACCUCUGAAGCAACCCUGAAGCAGAGAUGAGCUUUACUGAAAGAGAAGAUUCCUUGGUUUUCCUGUAUGUUGGGCAAGUCAGCGCAGGAUGAGCAACCAGCAGAAGGCUGUUCAGGACAUGAAACUGGCCAAGUGGGGAUUUUUUGCAUCCCUUCCACCCAUGCAUUUCUUUUUUCUUUGGAAAAGCAAAUAAUUAGGCAAAUAAUUAGCACCACAGAAAAGCACCAGCUGACUCCUGAUGCUUUCAGAGACUAGUUGCUACCUUAUAGAUCUGGUGCAUAAGCCUGGUGCUUAAACUGCGAGUUAAUGUUAAACAAGUAUCUUUAACCUGUUCACCCAGUUUGCUUGGGGUACCUGGAGUUGUCAAUUCAUUUGA